Molecule: messenger RNA, 570 nt
Organism: Staurois parvus
Lineage: Eukaryota; Metazoa; Chordata; Amphibia; Anura; Ranidae
Source: the annotation of a GenBank genome assembly
UCUGGCCCGACAGCGGGCAUCGGGUCACCAGGCAUGACAGCGGGCACUGGGUCACCAGGCAUCAGGUCAUUUGGCUCGCCAGCGGGCACCAUGUCAUCUGGCAAGGCAGUGGGCACCGAGUCACCAGGCACGACAGUGGGCACUGGGUCAGACAUUGGAUCGUCUGGCCCGACAGCGGGCAUCGGGUCACCAGGCAUGACAGCGGGCACUGGGUCAUCAGGCAUUGGAUCGUCUGGCUCGACAGCAGGCAUCGGGUCACCAGGUAUGACCGCGGGCACUGGGUCAUCAGGCAUGGGAUUGUCUGGCUCGACAGCGGGCAUCGGGUCACCCGGUAUGACAGCGGGCACUGGGUCACCAGGCAUCGGGUCAUUUGGCUCGCCAGCGGGCACCACGUCAUCUGGCAAGGCAGUGGGCACCGAGUCACCAGACAUGACAGUGGGCUCCGAGUCAACAGGCAUGACCGCGGGCACUGGGUCAGACAUUGGAUCGUCUGGCCCGACAGCGGGCAUCGGGUCACCAGGCAUGACAGCGGGCACUGGGUCAUCAGGUACCGGAUCGUCUGGAUCGACA